Armigeres subalbatus is the source of this 5606-nucleotide messenger RNA. RefSeq lists its product as uncharacterized. The record is from RefSeq and is a predicted model, not a curated record. The transcript has 13 exons. NCBI's taxonomy places the organism in Eukaryota, Metazoa, Arthropoda, Insecta, Diptera, Culicidae. Bases 1087 to 5079 code for a protein of 1330 amino acids.
UCCGUCGUUUGUUCGCGAUCGCACGCGCAUUUCGCCAGUCUCGCGCACAUGGUCGAUGUCGAAGAGUGAUUACAGCGACAGCAGAGGACAGAAACCCGCUCGUUUGCCGGGUGCUUGCCUAAUGAUUCAGAGUGUGCUUUAUGGGUGUAAAAUUUUGGGGGACCUGAGUUAAUUAGAGCCAAGUGUUGUUUUGUGUGCGUCUAGAACUGUCAUCAACGUCAUUAACCCGCGGUGGAUUAAUUCCGCGCCGCCGCCGUGAGGCGUUGACCGUGAGAACUGAGAGCAGGGCUUCCGGUUUGUUUGGACCUGGAUUGGCGCAGUAGAACGAAAUGCAAAACAGUGAUCGGAAGGAAAUGUGAAUGAAUUGUUUGAUUUGAUUCCUAUAAGUGUAAUUGAAAAAUUUUUGCUAGUGAAAAUGAAUUUCGGCAUGACAUUACAAAAGUAACAGUAAAUGUGCAAAAAGUUACCCGAUGCGGUUUCUGGAAAAAUAAUUAUUCUAUAAUACAAAACCAACGACACAAAUUCUGAUCCUAAUCUCAACUACGAAACGGAACGAAACUCUCACGACAGUGCUCAUUAGAUUCAGCAACCAACGACCGAGUGGCGAACCGUGUCGAACGCCAUCAGCUUCAUAUGGGUGUAAUGAAGUAAAUUGAUGAUCGGAUUAAUCUCCCGAUUAUGUGAUGACAGCGACAAGUCAACGUUCAACGACUUCUCUUCGCUAUCGCCACCGCCUGUGUCACAUCCUAGGACGAUGCUGAAACUGGACUUCCCACUUUACCUGAGAUGACACUGCCUGAUUCAGCGGUAGGAAGCCAAUUGAAAUAAUCACUACGGCACAGCCCCGGUUUUUAGUGGUCCAAGAGUGGGAAGAUUCGCAACGGCCACGGAGGCGAUGUUCAUGAACCUCAUGUGUGUGAAAGUCUAAAGAGGGAAAACGAGAACAGUCAGUGAGAAGCAAGACUUACAAAGUAAGCUAUCACAGUGAAAUUGCAGCGGUGUGAAGUAGUGAAUUUUAAUUAGUAUCCAGGAAAGGAGUUAAUGCCCGCAGAGGGCUAGUUUAUAGCAUCUUAUUUUACGCUAAACAUGGAAAUCACAAGGCGGAGAAAAAGCUGGCAUCCGUACAGCGUUGGUUUAGUUCUACUUGUGAUGUCGACCAACGGUGGAACCAUCCAGAUAGACAACCGACUAGUGCAGCCACAGCAUGAUUGUUUUGAGCGGAUAGCUUUGGGCGCUAUGCUCCCCUUCGAGAAGACAUUCCGGAACUCUGAUACGAACUCAUUGAAAAUAUGCGAAACGCUUUGUCUCAAUGACAAGGAGUGCCAAACAUUCGCCUUUGGCAUUUCUGGUCGAGGAAAUGGAACUUGUCAAUUGUCAGCGAAUAUUAUCGAUGCCACUAAUUCUCGCCCAGUCGGAACCAUUUUCGACCCUGACUUUGAUCUCUACGCACGAAAGUAUAACUGUUUUUUAGACACAGGUGGGCCGUCGAAUCCUCCUCCGCGUCCAGGCCUGGGUAACUUUCCCGGAAAUGAACUACCGCCAGGUGGAACACAACGACCGACAGCGUCGUUUCCACCUUCAUCGGGAGCCCCAGAACGACCUGGACCUCCAAUUUUCACCCCUGCCGGUACUACAGCUCCCGGAGAGCCGAUAUCAUCAACCAGUAACGGAGGAGGAUUUACAGACGCUCGCCCAACGAGCGAAUAUCCAGGAACAUAUUCAUCAAGCGUAGGAACGACUUAUGGGCAAUCCACCGGUGAAACCAUUCAGGAAACAACCGCUCCAGACGAAGAAUAUUACACAACAAAUGGGCAACCUUCGUCAACUUUAACCGGCCACUACACUCCAUCCACCAGUGUUGCAACCGGUCCUCAGAUCUCAACCGGUCCAGAUCGUCUACCACCAAAGCAAUCGCCAACGAUGCCCGCCGAAUCACCCACAAAAUAUCCUCUUGAUCUCAGACCAAGCUAUCCUGGAUCGGGUCCGUCCCGACCGGGGAACUACCCCAACUAUCAGUUCCCAAUGCUCUACGAAACAAAUUACCCAAUGCCCAACACCAAUGAACGACCGCCCGAUAUAUACGCACAAAGCAUCCCAUCGCUUGAUAACAACUACCUUCGUCCGGAGUACGCCGGAUACUUUGGACAUCGUCCAUCGGGCCCAACAGCGCCAACGGGAAAUAUGAAACCUGUAGACAACACCAUAUCGAACUAUGGCGGCACGGGACCUCAACGACCGAUCGACAACAAACCCUCCGGUUACGGGGGAUCUCCUUUACGACCAUCCGGAUCUGGAUCUGGACCUAGUUCACCGGGAUACGUCACUCGACCACCUCCAGUGGGACCAUCCGGCUCAGAUGGUUACAAAGUAACGGAAGAAAAACAUGACCUACAUCCGACGAAAAUCCGACCGUGUUACCGACGUGUGCUGGCCGGGAAACGAGUUGCCCCGCAAUGGGUACGGAGGACGCUCAUCUGUGAACGCGUGGAAGACUGCCAACGAGAAUGUGGGGACGAACGCAGAUUCCCAUGCGAAGGAUUCAACUACAGACUUGAUCCUACUGGUCGAGGUCAAGGAGACUGUGAGCUAAUAGAUCAACCGCUAUCCCAAAUCGAUCUAUACUCAAGUCCCCAUCAGCGGGAUUCGAACCUCAUCCGUGAUCCAGAUUACGACUACUACGAGCGUGAUCGAAGCGCUUCUCACUCCUGUCGACCCAACUAUGGUUGCAAGGACUGUGGCAUAAAGCCUUAUCGACCAUCGAUCGACUAUGUCAGACCAACCACCUACCGGCCCCAUCCAGAAAACUACAAACCGUUUCCUCCACUCGAUCGUAUUCCUUACGAAGAAAAUCGUUACAAACCGAUUACAUCGAUAGAUAAGUAUCGACCGCCAACCUUUACUCGACCUGACUACGAUCGCUAUGCUUCGGGCUACUAUCCACCACCUGCUCCACCGCCAUUCAAACCCAGCUACGGAGGGGAUAUUGACCGUUACGGAUCAAUCGAUCAUGAUCAGUACAAACCCCCACAACAUGGAACUUACGUUAGCGGAUCGUAUGAUCGUAAUGACUACUUCCGACCUUCCUAUUCCUAUCCGGAGGAUGAUCGACCAUUCCUUCAUAGACCUCGUCAUCCAUACGAAGAUCGUGAUUCGGCACCGCCACCACCGCCACCUCCUGCGCAAUAUCCACAUACCUCGCACUCCGAAAAACCAAGCACUUUUAUCCCGUACCUCAUCGGUCAAGACGUACACAAAAACUGGGGUACUUAUGGCGGAACUUACGGUCACAGCGGAACAGAUUCUUACAAAUCAACAUCCGAUUAUUGGGGGCUACGAAACGAAGUCAAACGCUACGAUGGACCAGGUUUCAAUUACUUCGAAUUGAAAAACGACAACCAUCCGGAGGACAACACCAUUUUAAGCUACGGCGGACGCAAAUACAGUUACGAAGAUUCGAACGCGCUAGCCAUUCCGGAUUACCGCCCGGAUCGUGUUGCACACUUUGGACCCCAGUGGACGCGGCGACCCGGACACGAUGAGUGUUCCGUGAAGUCUAGCGAAGGCUUCCGACUGCAUAAAGGAAUCGUCAAGUACGCACUGAACACCCCGACGGUGAUUGAAUGCGAACGGACGUGUUACUCGGAGUCGCGAUUCCGCUGUAUGACGUUCAGCUACCGGUAUUCAACUAUUUCGCGGGAAAAUUGUCUACUGUGCGACCGACCGUACCAGCUGUUAGAUUUCUACGCUGAUGUCGAGCCGGACCGGGACUACGAUAUCUACGCGAUGACGGAUGACACUCGAGUAUGCCGACCGGAUGCACAUCCACCGAUUAGGGACGUUAAUGCACAAUGCUUCAUCCGGGUGAUCGACACAUCGCGCUUCUACAAGGGAAUCGUCCGUGACUCGCUCACAGUACGAUCGGUCGGCGAAUGCGAACUAGAAUGCAUCAGGGCUUCCAAGUUUACCUGCCGGGCGUUCACCUACAGCUUUGGUCCGCAUUCCAUCAACUCCGUUAUCGACAACUGUCAGCUGUCGGAUUGGCCCGUCCGAGAUAUGGACAAAGAUCGCCAUCUGGUGUUCGACGAUAGUUUCGACGUGUUCGAACGGGCAAGCUAUGGACAAGGUUGCGAAAUUCAACCCAUCAUCGACGAUAAACAUGCGAAGAAAUUCUGCUAUCUGGGUUAUGGAUCACCAGCCAAACUGCUGUCAUCCGCCAUCAAGAAGGUAAUAUCGGUCAACACGGAACUCGACUGCAAAAACGAAUGCGUUCGGCUCAGGGAGACAUCCGCAUUCAAGUGUUUAUCAUUCAGUUUUGGCGCUCAAGCUUCAACAUACAAUUGUGAGAUGUCUGACCUAGAUCAGAGCGAGCUCAAACUGGGAGUUCAUUAUGCCCAUACUAACGAUCGUGACUACUGGCUGUUCGCAUGGAAUCCAUUCGACUACACGUGUCGAGAUAAGAUCACCACAAUUAGCAGCGGCAAUGGGAAUCGCGUCAACCACGAUCGCCGGAUGGACAUAUUCCGGGAGCCGGGUGACGGAAGUUGGCGCCAGUACACCGUGUCGGGCAAACCAUGCCGGCUCGGGACCAAGUGCGAGCGCAACAAGAUCACUGGGUUCUACUCGUGCGAGAUAGAGGGUGAUGAGGUUGGUGCAUGGGACUAUUGCUGCAAACCGGAGCACCCUUGCGGCUACUCGCAAGGGUUCGAGUAUCCAUGGUGCUUCGUGGGAGAUGCUCCCGACCAGUGGCGCAAGUGCAGCGAUAAGUACUUCCCCAAGAAACCUAACCAUAGCCAUGGGCACCCCAAUGGGAUCGCCGAUGGUACGCGUCAUCAAGACACGAAUAAAAAGGGUGAAAUCUUUCAGUCACCACCGAAACCGGGCGGACUGAGACACCUGGACGACGUUACGGCGCCGGCGGAACUGUGGCCGGUGACGUUCCUGUACGACAAGGGUCCGCCCGGUAGCAGUACCAGCGGUGGUGGCAUGACCGUUUCCGCCUCGAAGCAGAUUCCCUUGGUGGGCGGCAAUGCGACCCAACUCAGCAGCAACGUGGUCGAUUGCAAGAAGGACAAGUGCUAAGAAAUAGGACAACUUUUCAAAAAGACGAAUGAUGUGAUAAUACGUGAUGAUGGGCAUAUGUAGUGGACGUUCGAAUAGCAACUAGCAAUGAUUUGUUAGUGAUAAGCAUUUAUAGCAGCAGCAGCAGUUGUUUGGGCUCUCUUCUUCUAAUAAUAUUUGGAACCUGGAAGUUGAUUAAGAUGGCGCAAUGCCGAUACGAUAUUCGCGCCCGAGCAUACCUAUCUUAUGAGUGAAUGAUUCAGUACUGCCAAAAUGAUCUUCAAUCUUCAUUUCAAUUAAUAUAAAUAUUUAUGCUACUAUCGUGUUAGAAAGCAACAUCGUGAGCUCUUACCACUUUCUUUAUCGUGUACAGAAGGAUCUGAGAUACGUGAUCUGAGAAUCACGACUUUUGUGGCACUCAUAAAGAAAGCAGGUGACAAAAUUCAUCAACAAAAGGGAUUUAAAUUAUUCGUAAGGCCUGAUAUACUAUGGUAGAUUUAAUUUUUAGCUAUAAAAAUAUACAUUAAAAUAAAGUGUAUUCUAAAAUA